CAAGCAAAAGAACAUACCCUCCCAGAGAUAGCCCUUGUGAUAUUUAAAUGUGUGGGUUAAUUUUUUAUCCACUUUAAUAACUGGAAUUUUUUUUCUCUCUACCUCUUUGCUUUCUGUUUCUGCUCGGAAGCUGUGGACACAGAAAUAUCUGCAGGCAAAUUACUCCAGAGCAUAUUGCAGGACAAUCUUAUAGCAAAUAGUUCAAUUCACGGCAUCUGGAUUCCUGAUCCUUUUCAGAAAUGGCAGGUGUGAGUGGAUGUUUAAAAUAUUCUAUGUUUAUCUUCAACUUCUUGUUCUGGUUAUGUGGUAUCUUGAUCCUGGCAGUUGCAAUAUGGAUACGAGUAAGCAAAGACGGUCAAGAGAUUCUCAGCUCUGAGACUAACACCAAUGUUGCUGUGAAUUUGUUGAUUGCUGUGGGUGCUAUCAUCAUGAUUUUGGGUUUCCUGGGAUGCUGUGGUGCCGUGAAAGAAAGCCGCUGCAUGCUUCUUUUGUUUUUCAUAGGAUUGCUUCUAAUUCUGCUUCUGCAAGUGGUGGCAGGUAUCCUAGGAGCAGUUUUCAAGCCUCAGUCUGAUCGUAUUAUGAAUGAAACACUGUAUGAAAAUGUAAAGCUUUUGAGCACAUCAGGUGAUACUGCAAAGGAAUUCCAGAAAGCCCUGGUGGAAUUUCAAGAAGAGUUUAAAUGCUGUGGUUUGGUAAAUGGACCUGCUGAUUGGGGAAAUAAUUUUCAACAAUAUUACAAGUCAUGUGAAUGUCCAACUUCAACGGAUUCUUCUUGUACAUUUUAUGAGGAAAAAUAUGUUUACAAACAGCCAUGUAUUUCUUUGAUAAAAGACUUAGUUGCAAAGCAUAUCAUCAUAAUUAUUGGAAUAGCAUUUGGACUUAUGGUCAUUGAGAUACUUGGUUUGGUAUUUUCUAUGGUCUUGUACUGCCAGAUCGGGAGCAAAUGAGUCUGUGGAUGUGUCAAGCUAUCACCAGUCAAACUUCUUUAAAAUUUUGCUUUGGCUUUGUAACCUUAAAUACAUGAGUGCUGUAUAUGGCAGUAGCAGCUGUCCUAUUAAAUUAUCUCAUUUAGCCAGACUGCAGAUAUCUUCCGGACAAACUGAACAUAUUUAAGAUAUGAGUGACACAAGAGAAAGGAUCUAAGUGUGCAUUUUUACUCAAAAUAAAAAUAACACUGUUUACAUUGGCA
Molecule: messenger RNA, 1189 nt
Organism: Choloepus didactylus (southern two-toed sloth)
Lineage: Eukaryota; Metazoa; Chordata; Mammalia; Pilosa; Megalonychidae
Gene: TSPAN8
Product: tetraspanin 8
Exons: 8
Coding region: 240-947 (235 amino acids)
Cellular component (GO): membrane
Source: RefSeq, a predicted model, not a curated record